Molecule: messenger RNA, 1527 nt
Organism: Paramecium tetraurelia
Lineage: Eukaryota; Ciliophora; Oligohymenophorea; Peniculida; Parameciidae
Exons: 8
Biological process (GO): intracellular signal transduction; protein autophosphorylation; peptidyl-serine phosphorylation
Cellular component (GO): cytoplasm; nucleus
Molecular function (GO): ATP binding; calmodulin binding; calcium-dependent protein serine/threonine kinase activity
Source: RefSeq, a predicted model, not a curated record
AUGGGCUCUUGCUCCGGAAAGCGUUCUCAAAAUAAUUCUGCUACUAAGAACUCUGGCAACAAACCUGACACAGAUAAUUCUUCACCAUAAAAACUCUAACUUAAUGAUGCUUAAGCCGUUCUUGGCAAUUUGAUCAUCACAAGUGAAAAGCUCGGACGUAUCACUAAGGAUUAUACCCUCUUGAAUCCACCCUUGGGAAGCGGUAUUCACAUUAUUCAAACACUUUUAGGAGCAUACGGGGAAGUCAGAAAGGCUAUCCACAAGAGCACAAAUCUGAUGAAAGCAGUUAAAAUUAUCCACAAAGCUUAAACAAGCAAGGAAGAAUAAGAGAGAUUGAUGAAUGAGGUUAAAAUGCUCUAAAAAUUAGAUCAUCCAAACAUCAUUAAAAUUCAUGAAUUUUAUUAAGAUGAAAGAUUCUUUUAUAUCGUAACAGAACUUUGUACUGGAGGAGAACUCUUUGAUAAAAUCAGGCAAGAGGGUAGUUUCUCUGAAAAGAAAGCCGCUGAAAUCAUGAAACAGAUAUUAUCCGCUAUCAAUUAUUGUCAUGAUGAAAAGAUUGUUCACAGGGAUUUGAAACCUGAGAAUCUUCUUUAUGAAUCUGAUAAGGAAAACUCCAUGCUCAAAAUCAUAGACUUUGGAACUUCCAAAGAAUUCGUUCCCAAUUAAAAGUUGAAUCAGAAAUUAGGUACUCCCUAUUACAUUGCUCCUGAAGUUCUAAAAAAGAAAUAUGAUGAAAAAUGUGACAUAUGGUCUUGUGGAGUCAUACUAUAUAUUUUGUUGUGUGGAUACCCUCCUUUUGAUGGGAAGACUGAAGAAAAGAUUAUGGAAAAGGUAUCUAAAGGUGUUUAUUCAUUUGAUACGUAAGAAUGGGAAGAAGUUACAAAAGAAGGCAAAGAAUUCAUUCGAAAAAUGCUGCAAUUUGAUCCUACUAAGAGAUACAGUGCUCAAUAAGCUUUAAAUGAUCCAUGGAUUAAGAAAUUCACAAAUCCAACUGAAUUUGAUAGACCCUUGAUGACCAAAGUCUUAACAAAUAUGAGAAGAUUUACAGAAUAACAAAAAUUACAGGAAGCUGUUUUCAAAUUUAUUGUCAAUCAAUUGGCCACUAAGGAAGAGAAGGCUGAAUUGCUAAAGAUAUUUCAAUGUUUGGAUACAAAUCAAGAUGGAAAAUUGAGUAAAGAGGAAUUGCUAGUGGGAUAUUCAAAGAUUAUGAAGCCAGUUGAAGCUGCAGAAGAAGUUAAUCGCAUAUUUUAAUAAGUUGAUAAAAACAAUUCUGGUUCCAUUGAUUAUACAGAGUUUGUUAUAGCAACAAUCGAUAGAUAAUAAUUGUUAUCAAAACAAAGAUUGCAAGUAACUUUUCGUAUGUUUGACAAAGAUAAAAGUGGAAGUAUAACUAUAGAUGAAUUGAAAGAGAUAUUUAGUGGAAUACCAGAGGAAAUGUGGAAAUAAGUAGUAUAGGAAUUUGAUUCUAAUUCUGAUGGUUAGAUUUCAUUGGAAGAAUUCUUUACAAUGAUGAAGAAAAUCGAUUGA